UUUUUUUGUGAGGUAUACACAGCUGUAUUUGAAAUGGAUGGAAAUUUAAAUAUUGAUAUUGAAGAAAAUGGAGCCGAUAUUUUGGCUGAAGAAUUGGCCAGACUCCAGCGACAAUACAUGCUCAUGGAAAGUAACAAAAAAGCUUACACCGAAGAAAUGGGCAGUUACUUAACCAAACAGAGGAAAAUAGUAUCAACACUAGAACAAGAAAAACAGACCCUAUAUGAAGACAUAAACAUUUGUACAGGCAAACGGAAAGAGUCGGAUAACACACAUCUAAAAGAAUGCUUAGUUGACAAAUGGAAUGAGUUCAUUUCUGCAAACGAUGAAUUAGAAGAACAAAAAAAAUGUCACGAUGAAAUCGAUAAAGAAGUAUUGAAAAUACAAAACGAACUGGAUACUACACUCAAACAGCAAAGAGAACCUUCGGCUAGUAAACUAAAUAAAGUCGAACGCAACACUUGCAAACACGAGGAAUUGUUAGAAAAUAAAUUGCACGUGAAAACCGUAAAGUUCAAUAAGGUUUUAACGGAAAAUUCGCACCUCAGGAAAGAAAUCGAUAAUCUACUUGUGCAACGGUCACAGUUCAAUGAAGCGUAUAGAAUUUUAACAGCGCGUUUAGAUGAUAACAAACGUUUAAUGAUGGACUUAAUUGAACAAGCGACCACUGCUUAUGAACAAAGAGAAGAUGCACAGAGCAAAUUAAAAGUCAUGAGCAGUGAAGACAAACAACAUGUAGCUGUAUACAAAGCAGAAGUGAAAGAACUGCAAAGACAACACGAACGCGAUUUGAAACUACAAGAUUUCUUAUCCGUUAAAGGACAACAUCGAUUACUUAUGGAUUACGAACGAAAGGAAAAGGAAAGAAAACAAUCAGAACUGAGCAACCGCAAAGAGCAGUCGGAAAAAUGGUCUGAUCUAUUGAAUUGGCUGCAGCUUUAUGUUGGCGAACGAAACGUGGACCGAAUCGUGGAUUUGUUUGCCCGUCAAGAAGAAGAGAACUUUGCUUUGUUUACAUACAUCAACGAACUCAACAGUGAAGUGGAUGACUUGCACAAAGAUACUUCGGCGCUUGAAAACCGCGUAGAAGACCAAAGGAUGGUCAACGAGGCUAGAGCAUCGAAACAAGAGGAAAAUAUGAACACUUUGAGAAUGGAGCUUCAAGAACUUAAAGAUAACGUCCACACGGAAAACGUUAAAAUUAACUCGAUACAUGCUGAAUUAACAAAACUAUUGGGGUCCGCCGAGAAACUAUUUUUGUCCAUACAAUGCAACAUUUCGCCAGUGUACAAAAUCCUCGGAGACGAUCUGCAUGCCAACAUGUACAAUAUGACGUUCUACGUAGAUCUUAUCGAAUCUAAGAUAUUGAAUGCUGUUAAAAAUUAUAGUAAAAAAUAACACAUAUAUGUGUAUAAGAAAUAUAUUAUUCUAGUAUUAAUUUAAAUUUAAAUGUUGUAGGUAUAAAAUGUAAACUUCAGAGACUUUACUAAUUUUUAGCAUUUAUUAUUAUUAUUAUGUUGUAUUAUAUAUAU
Molecule: messenger RNA, 1532 nt
Organism: Adelges cooleyi (spruce gall adelgid)
Lineage: Eukaryota; Metazoa; Arthropoda; Insecta; Hemiptera; Adelgidae
Product: coiled-coil domain-containing protein 63-like
Exons: 7
Coding region: 34-1398 (454 amino acids)
Source: RefSeq, a predicted model, not a curated record